Molecule: messenger RNA, 3670 nt
Organism: Coregonus clupeaformis (lake whitefish)
Lineage: Eukaryota; Metazoa; Chordata; Actinopteri; Salmoniformes; Salmonidae
Product: ubiquitin carboxyl-terminal hydrolase 43
Biological process (GO): protein deubiquitination
Molecular function (GO): cysteine-type deubiquitinase activity
Source: RefSeq, a predicted model, not a curated record
CGAUGGGUGGAGGGGAGGAGAGCCCUGUCUCCGGCCCAGCAGCAGCACACCAGCCUGGGACGCGGCACAGCUUCGUCCAGGACCACUUUCAGGCACAGUACAGGUCCUCCCUGACAUGUCCACAUUGCCUUAAACAGAGCAACACCUUUGACCCCUUCCUCUGCAUCUCACUGCCCAUUCCCCUACGGCAAACCAGGUGUAUGAGUGUGACCCUGGUGCUUAGUACUAAGGGUCAGAGGUAUAUACGUGUUGGUCUGGCUGUGCCUCUCAUUGGCUCCAUCUCCUGCCUGCGUGCCAUGGUGGCUGAGGAGGGCAAGAUCACGCCAGACCAGGUGAUCCUGUCAGAGCUCUACGCCACCGGCUUCCAGCGUUCGUUCUCUGACGACGACGAUCUGACCAGCGUUGCCGAGAGCGAUGUGGUCUAUGCCUUCCAGGCUCCGCCCCUCCACACACGGGGAGGCUCCACGCGAAUCUCGGGCUACCACCACAGCCUCCCAUCCUCUCCGUACACCUCUGGGCCAGAGGGUCAAAGGUUACCCCCAUCGACCACUCUGUCCUCAGAGUUCCUGAACCACAGUGGUUCCACCAAGGUCCUCCUCGUCAUCUGCAACACAGCAGGCUCUGGCCAGCAGGCCGUCAGGUUCGGCCCUCCCUUCCUCAUGAGAGAGGAGCGUACCCUGUCCUGGGACCAGCUCCAGCAGAGUAUCCUCAGCAAGCUCUACUACCUGAUGCUGAACGGAUCACAGGCUCAGAAUGCAGGGUUGCUGUUCAAGAUCAGAGUGGUGGGAGGAUCUGCCUCCUACAGCUACCUGUCCCCACAAGAUGGACGCCCUCUCUUCCACCCUGCCGUGGACAGAGCCCUGAAGUUAUGUGGCCCGGGAGGACCACCCCAUGUGAAGCUGGUGAUUGAGUGGGAACACAAGAUCAAAGAAUGUCUGUUUGGUAACAUCCAGGAGGAGGUGGUGAAGGACUCAGAGAGUGUGAGAGUCCAGCAGCAGCAGCACCUGCAGCAGCACAGCUGUACCCUGGACGAGUGCUUUCAGCUCUACACCAAAGAGGAACAGCUGGCCCCAGACGACGCAUGGAAGUGUCCCCACUGUAAGCAGCUCCAGCAGGGCAUGGUGAAGAUGUCCCUGUGGACCCUCCCCGACAUCCUCAUCCUCCACCUCAAACGCUUCCGACAGGUGGGCGAGCGGCGCAACAAGCUGUCCACCCAGGUGCGCUUCCCCCUGGCCGGGUUGGACAUGGCCCCCCACGUGGUGAAGAGGUCCCAGAGUAUGAGGAACCUGGGGAACCUGGGACCCUGGCCCCCCACAUGGAAACAGCCUGGAGGCAGCAGUCAUCAUAUUAGUCACCCAGACAUGGCCCUGCCUCCUGACUUCCUCUAUGACCUCUAUGCAGUGUGUAACCACCAUGGUGGGAUGCACGGUGGACAUUACACAGCAUACUGCAGGAACUCAGUGGACGGCCAGUGGUACAGCUAUGAUGACAGCAGUGUGGACCUGGUGCCUGAGGAGGAGGUGUGUACCAGAGGGGCCUACAUACUGUUCUACCAGAGACGUAACGUCAUCCCCCCCUGGUCCGCCAGCAGCUCAAUCAGAGGCUCCACCAGCUCCUCCAUGUCGGACCACUGGCUGGUCCGUCUGAAUGGGGACAGUAAGAGGGGUAGUCUGGUGUCCCGCUCCUCCACCACCUGCCCCUCCUCUGUCCCCGACUCCCCAGAGUCCCCCGUCUUCCUUGAUGACCCCCCCAGAGAGGAGAAAGGUGGUUUUGAGAGCAGGCCGUUCGUACGGGGCAUACAGGGUCGUAGCGUCAGCAUGAGGACCCCCACUAAGAACAAAGAGACACUGAACAAGGUCCUCCCGCUACGCUGGUCGUUCGGCUCCAAGGACCGCCGAAAAACUGCAGCCGAGCCCGCCCCUGCUCCCAUCCCCACCCCUGCCCCUGUGGAACUGGUGGAGUACCUAGAGUCUGGAAGAAGACCUCGCUGCACCAAGGACUCUAUAGUCAAUUUAAUGACGGGCUCUGAGAGCAAGCAGGGAUCUGCCAUCAGCUCCCCCAGUGUGGGAAGCACUAACCUGAACUGCAUGGGACAACCAGAGUCUCCGCAGAUGCCAGAGGGCCAGAGAAGACCAGUCACAGACAAGACAGGGAGUCUGAGACGAAGUAGCAAAGGGUCCCAGCAGCAGCAGAGAGACCAGAGGGACGAGGGUAGGAUGGGCAGUGGUAGUAGUACUAACACUCUGACCAGGAGGAGUACCAAGAAGAGUAAGGAGAAAGACCAGGGAAAGCUCCAGGAGGCCCAGUCUAGGAGGGGGUCUAGUGCAGGCUUCCAGCCCAGCUCCAGCACCCACAGCCUCAGGGACAGAGACUGGGAAGGCACCCUGAGGAGGGGUGCCAAGGGCAACCAGGACCCACCACCAGGGGACCGCCUUGUACCACCCGAGGGAGAAAAGACCAGGAAGGGUGAGAAGGUAGAGGAGGCCUCCAAGAGCCACGAGGGGCUGCUGUCUUUCUUCAAGAGCAACUUCAAGAAGAAGGACAAGGAGUCGUCAUCUUCUCGCAAGUCCGACUCUGGAAAAGUUGGCGACGUCGGCAGGUCCAGCACCUCCCGGCUGUCCCUGUCCAGUGGAGACCCAGGCGGGGCCACGAAGACAGGGGAGGCGAAACCCAAUGGAGCCCCCCGCAACGGGGGUGCCAAUUGUCUCGGAGACGAGCUGCCCAACGGUAAAGCCAGACGUGCCGCCGAUAUCAAACGCUCCCAGAGCUCGUCCAACAUCCCCAGCAAGGAAGAGUCUAGCAUGCGAAGGACCGCCUCUUUACACCGUAACGGGCUGUCCCAUGGCGUGGCUCCGCCCCCUCGCAGCCUCACAGCCGAGAAGCCCUCCUACGGUACCCUGCAGAAGACUCGCUAUAGUACCACCUCACUGGGACGCAAGAGGACGGUCCCCGAGUCCAGCUUUUAGCUUACACACACACACACACAUACCCUGACACACGCACACACCAGGGUCAUAUUCACUAGGCACCAAACAGAAGAAAAUGGACUGAAAGAGGAGGGACUAGCUCAAUUUGUCCAGUAAGAAACGCUAGUUUUUGUUUUCCAUUGCAAAAUGUUUUACUACAUUUUGCUACGGUGGCGGUGUACACUAAUCAAUAUAACCCUGAUCAAAGCAAUGGAGCUCAGUUGGAAGGAUACUCCUGUAGGUACAUACAGAAGUAUACAACACAAGGUGGCUCCCUCCGGUGUUGUGGAGGGGUAUAGCGUCAGUGAAAGAGCCAGUCACGGAGCCAAGGAGAAAAUGUAGAAAAGGUGACACAUGAAGGACGUCUGCUGACAUAAACAAAAUGUCAUAUCAGAAUGAAUAUUUUCCUAUUCCAGUUUUGUUUUUAUUUUAAUUUGUAAAAAUUAUUGUGACUUAACAAGUGCCUCAGUAACUGAUAUGCAGUUUUAAACCAAUGAGUUUGUGGACACCUGGUCAGCACCGGAAGCACAUGUUUUAUUCACACUCUCAUACAUGCACACACACACACAGGCAUGUACUCACACACAUUAUCUACACUUGUGUCUUAAAAUCACAGUAAAUUAAUGGCAUUCAUCACUUUAUCUUCCUCGAUCGGUUUGUCCAAUGGUGGCACCUAAAGGAAAGUUAUGACAGUAUCAUGACAA